Molecule: messenger RNA, 969 nt
Organism: Desarmillaria tabescens
Lineage: Eukaryota; Fungi; Basidiomycota; Agaricomycetes; Agaricales; Physalacriaceae
Product: amino acid/polyamine transporter I
Exons: 10
Coding region: 1-969 (322 amino acids)
Biological process (GO): transmembrane transport
Cellular component (GO): membrane
Molecular function (GO): transmembrane transporter activity
Source: RefSeq, a predicted model, not a curated record
AUGCCAUCGGAGAAGGAUACGACCACAGAGACGAUUUCCCUUCCGACACUAGACAGUGACAAAGGACUUCUCGCUCGUCUUGGAUAUAAACAAGAGCUCAAGAGACACUUCACACCGCUAGAGAUUUUCGGAUUUGCUUUCAGUCUUAUUGGGAUCGUACCUUCUUUCUCAUCCGUGCUAAUCUUCUCCAUCCCCAAUGGAGGCGCUUUUGUGAUGGUCUGGGGUUGGACUGUCUGUUCAAUAUUCAUUGCUGCAAUUGCCCUCGCCAUUGGAGACAUAGCAUCUGCCGCACCAACGUCCGGCGGACUUUAUUACUGGACGUUCAUGUUCUUGCCGGAGAAAUGGCGUGGAUUUUUAUGUUGGAUGGUAGGAUAUUCCAACACUAUCAGUAAUGUGGCUGAACUUACGAGUGUCAACUGGGGGUGUGCCAUGCAGAUUAUGGCGGCAGUGAGUAUCGGGUCUGAUCUCGCUUUUGAGGCGACUAUGGCUCAAACCUUUGGAUUAUAUUGUGCUCUUGUCCUUUGUCAUUGCCUGAUAUGCACCCUCAACUCGAGUAUUAUGGCUAGAUUGCAAACUGCUGUAGCAAUAAUUAAUGUUCUCUUGUUCUCUGUGAUCAUCAUAGGCCUUCCAGUGAUGACUCCUGGACAAUUCAGAAACGACGCAAAAUUUGCUUUCAAGGACUUCACCAAUGUAUCCGGAUGGCCCAACGGCUUUGCAUUUAUCCUUAGCUUUUUAACCCCUUUAUGGGGUGUUGGAGCGUUUGAUGAUCCCGUCCAUAUUAGCGAGGAAGUAGCCAAUGCCAGCAUAGCCAUUCCAAUGGCUAUCAUUUGCUCCAUCUUUUCUGCCACCAUUUUUGGCUGGGCCAUGAAUAUCGCGCUAGUCUUCUGUAUGGGUCAAGAUUACCAAAGUAUCAUUGAUAGUCCCAUCAGUCAGCCCAUGGCCACGGUAAGUAUUCAACGAGUCCUAUAG